AUGCUGCUGCUGGCUCACAGUCAUCGCAUCCUCGCAUCUUCGACCGAGCCAAUCGCAUCGCUGCGAACUGCUACACCUGUCCCUGUCCGCAGUCAGCGUCGCUGGCAGCACGGCACCCAAACGCAAACAUCUGGCAGCAGUCCUGCACCCCCGCCACCACCUCCCACGAGCGCCAAGGCAACCUCUUCCGCAAACAGCUCUUCCCAUGUUCGCGAUGCCGAUGCCGCCUUCUCGUCCACAUCUGCUCCCACAUCACCUCACCAGGAUGGCAACGCAUCAACCUCGCACAUCUCGCGGGUAGUGCCAGUGCUGGGCAAUCCCGCUGAAGAGCUUGGCAGCGCGUCCAAUCAACUCAGCGCAUCCCAAGCACAGCUGACGGAAAAGCAGGAGAAGGAGCUGGAGGCAAAGCGGGCAGAGGAGGAGUGGAAGAAGCAACCAUUCGUAAAGCGGGCUUGGAUCAAGGUCAAGGAGGAAGCUGCUCACUACUGGCACGGCACAAAGCUCCUCGCCAAGGAGGUCAGGAUCAGCGCAAGGCUGCUUAGACGGCUCAUGCUCGGAUAUUCGCUCACUCGGAGGGAACAUCGUCAACUGAAGAGAACGACGGCGGACUUGUUGCGCUUGAUCCCAUUCGUGCCAUUCAUCAUCAUUCCAGCUGGCGAAUUGCUCUUGCCCGUGGCCAUCAAGAUCUUCCCCAACAUGCUGCCCUCUACCUUUGAGAGCAAGUUCGCCGUCGAGCAAAAGAGGCGUGGUCUCAUCAAGGUCAGACUGGAAAUGGCAAAGUUCUUGCAAGAGACCAUUCGAGAAGGUGGCAUACAGGCUCCCAACGCUGUGCAGACGACCGAUGAGUUCAAAGAAUUCUUCAGAAAAGUUCGAUCGACUGGCGAAGAGCCCUCCGAAGAAGACAUUUUGAAAGUCGCAAAGCUCUUUGACGACGAAGUCACGCUGGAUAACCUGACUCGGCCGCAGCUGGUGUCCAUGUGCAGAUACAUGCAAAUCAAUGCCUUUGGCACCGACAACUACCUGCGCUACCAGAUCAGAGCUAAGCUGAACAGCAUCAAGCGGGACGACAUGACGAUCUCUGCAGAGGGCACGGACAACAUGAACCUGCACGAGCUACAGAGCGCAUGUCAGAGCAGAGGCAUUCAGACGCUCAAUCUGAGCGAGGAAAGAUUGAGGCACGAGUUGAUGCAAUGGAUCCAGCUGCACUUACAUCAACGCAUCUCGGGCACGUUGUUGAUUCUCAGCAAAGCUUUCAACUACUUGCCGCAGGGCGCAGAAGAGGAGAAAGCGAGCUCUCAAUUGCAGAGUCUGCAACUGACUCUCAGCAGUCUGCCAGACGAGUUGAUCGAAGAGACUGAGCUGAGCGUAUCAAAGGACAGCGCGACCAACAAGCAGAGGUUGGAGGUGCUGGAACAGCAAGAAGAUUUGAUCGCCGACGAAGCAGACCAAGAGCAAGCAGAGGAAGAAGCUCGCAAGGCAGACAAGGAGAGGAAGAAGCAGCUGGUAGAGAGGCAAAAGCUGAGCCAGGAAGCAGAGGAAGCCAAGAGCCUGUUACCCAAUGCCGAGGUGCAGCAGGACCCGCAGGAUGCUAGGAUGACCAAUGAGCAACUCACCGAAUUGGGCGAGGCUCUCAGCAUUCUGAGCGCCAAAUCGAGCGUGCUCAAGGAGAGAGCGGAAUUGGCCCAGCUGAUCAAGGAGGUGGCGGGCGAGGAGAACAUUUCCGUGUCGGAAUUGACUGCGUCCGAGAGCACUGCAGCUUCGGCCGAGCAAAAGGACAGUUCUUCGAGCGAAUCCAAAGAGUCUGCAGAGGGCGGCGCUACGUCGUCUAGCGUCUCUUCCGCAUCUCGAAGCCUGGCCAAGCGGGUCAAGGCGAUGUUGAAGAAGAUCGAUGCGCAAUUGGAAGAGUAUGACAAGGAUGUAGGAUCGCGAAUGCACAUCAUCGAGACUUCUCCCAGCGGCAAGAUCAGCGUGGACGAUGUUGGGCAAGCUUUGAGGCUCAUCAAGCACAAACCCGACGACGAUGUGCUGGAAAAGAUUGUGGACAAGCUGGACGUGGAUAAUGAUGGAUUGGUGCCGCUGGCUGAUCUGGUAGAGCUGGCUAGGCAAGAGACGGGCUUGGGAAGGUUGAGGGAGGAAGAUGCGUUGCCGGACGAAGUCAAUGAGGUCAGAGCAGCUAGCAACAGGCUGAGGGAGGAAAAGAAGCCGGAAAAGAAACCUCGCAGGGAAGAUAUUGUCAAGGAAGAGUAG
Molecule: messenger RNA, 2247 nt
Organism: Ceraceosorus guamensis
Lineage: Eukaryota; Fungi; Basidiomycota; Exobasidiomycetes; Ceraceosorales; Ceraceosoraceae
Product: LETM1-domain-containing protein
Exons: 2
Coding region: 1-2247 (748 amino acids)
Biological process (GO): intracellular monoatomic cation homeostasis
Cellular component (GO): mitochondrial inner membrane
Molecular function (GO): ribosome binding; calcium ion binding
Source: RefSeq, a predicted model, not a curated record